Molecule: messenger RNA, 903 nt
Organism: Peronospora belbahrii
Lineage: Eukaryota; Oomycota; Peronosporomycetes; Peronosporales; Peronosporaceae
Source: the annotation of a GenBank genome assembly
AUGGGAGGAGAAAUUGUCGUCGGCACGCGGCUUCAUUGGAACAAUCACGUACAGGAUGAGUGCAUCAAUAUAAACAAAGUGCUGAAUCAAGUGCGCACUUUUUGCAUUCGUGCAGCUACGUACUCCGAUGGUGGAGUUUUGAUUGCUGUGGGACUGCCUGAUGCACUUGUUCAAUCCAUUACAACUACUAAUGAAGACAUGUCAACAACCAGCGCUUUUGCUGACUCUGUGCGAAAGUUUAUGGUCCAAUUGCAGAGCGAGGCAGAUGCAGGAACUCUUGCUGGCAAGGUGAAGAUUAUUCCCAUGCUGUAUUGGGGAAAGUUUGUUCCGGCGCUGAACGCAUUGAUUGGAACGGCGGCCGACUACUUUCCAAAGGCUGAUACACUUCUCUUACAGUCCUUAGAGAUCAACGUCGAUGCAGAUAGUGUAGAGUCAUUGCGCUCACAUUUUGACUUAACGCGCGACCUUGUGGUGGGAGCGGCACUGCCUGGCCACGACUUCCAAUCAAACCCGGCAAGCCAACCGGUCGAGUUGAGUGGCUUGACGUCGCCGUGGAAUACACUUGCGCUAUGGAACCUCGAGCAAUUGACAAAAAUUGGUUUUGCAUUGAUGGGAGACGCGUUGCGCCUCGAGGUCGACGGGAUCGGCUCGGCCGCAGGUAUUGAAGAAGUGGCCACCAUUGCAAUGUACCAGCAACUUUACGUCGGCACCACGUCGCCUACAAUGGCCAAGCUAGUGCGCAUCCCUAGUAUCGCGUGGCAAGUGGAUCAACUGCACGACUUAAAGCGCGUCGCCUGGCAUGAGAAGAAGAUGGCAAGCAAGCAGCAGCGCGCAGCUGCUCAGAUUGCUCAAUUUGGCGGUGUUUGUCCCGGUCGUGUAUAUCACAUAGACGCUGAGCAGUAG